GCCUUUUAAAAGCCACCCCCACCAUACGUUCCAAUCCCCUCUUCACCGUUCCAAUCGCCCUUAAACCCUAGCACCAGCAGCCGCGCGGCGCUCCUCCCGGCGACUAGGGUUCUUCUCGCCGCCGCCGCCGCCGAUUGCAAUGGAGUUCUGGGGUCUUGAACUUAAGCCUGGGCAGACAGUCAAGGUUGAGCCUGAACCGGAGCACUUUUUGCAUCUUUCUCAGGGUGCCCUUGGGGAAUCAAAGAAGGAUGACAAGGCAACUAUGUUUGUGAAAAUUGAUGGCAAGAAGUUGGCCAUUGGGACCCUCUCCACUGACAAGUUCCCUCAAAUCCAGUUUGAUUUGGUAUUUGAGAAAGAUUUUGAACUAUCGCACAGCUCAAAGAGUUCAAGUGUCUUCUUCUCUGGAUACAAGGUUUUCCAGCCAGCUGAGGGAGAUGAGAUGGAUUUUGAUUCUGAGGGUUCUGAAGAAUCAGAGGAAGAUGAGGAAGAGGCAGUCAUCCCAGUGACCAAGGAAAAUGGCAAAGCUGAAGGAAAGCAGAAACAAGUAAAAAUUGAUGCGGGAUCGUCAAAGGCAAAGCCUGUUUUGAAGGCAGUGGGAAAUAAGAAGGGUGGUGAUGAGAGCUCUGAUGAUGAUGAGUCUGAUGAGUCUGAUGAUGAUAUUGCUGAUUUGAGCGAUGAUGAUUCUGGCAGUGAGGAUGGUACCAGUGAGGAGAGUGAUGAGGAGGAAGAAGAGGAAACACCCAAGAAGUCUACUGGGAAGAAGAGAGCAGCUGAAACUGUGUUGAAGACUCCUGCUUCUGAUAAGAAGGCAAAGGCUGCUACACCAUCUGGCCAGAAGACAGGUGACAAGAAGGGGGCUGUCCAUGUGGCGACUCCACAUCCGGCGAAGAAGGCAAGCAAGACCCCUGCCACCAGUGACAAGUCCCCCAAAUCUGGUGGGUCAGUCGCUUGCAAGUCGUGCAGCAAGACUUUCAACAGUGAAACUGCUCUACAGUCUCACUCGAAGGCGAAGCACAAUGAGGCCAAGUGAGGAUGGUUGGCCGGCUCAUCUACCGCGUUCUGCUAUGUGUUAGGCUAUGUUAUUUUGUUCCCCUGAGAAAGUGUCGAGUGAAGCGAGAAACUGUUAGUGACGAUGUUAUUGUUAUUUCAAGUGGGAAGUGGUUGGUGGUCGUUUUUUAAUGAUUGAAUGCUCGUUGUUUGGCUGAAACUCUGGAUGAUGUUUGGCAGUUGAAUGUGUUUAUCCCCUCA
Molecule: messenger RNA, 1248 nt
Organism: Brachypodium distachyon (stiff brome)
Lineage: Eukaryota; Viridiplantae; Streptophyta; Magnoliopsida; Poales; Poaceae
Product: histone deacetylase HDT2
Exons: 10
Coding region: 140-1030 (296 amino acids)
Source: RefSeq, a predicted model, not a curated record